Messenger RNA from Cryptomeria japonica (Japanese cedar), 1012 nucleotides. RefSeq lists its product as uncharacterized. The transcript has 8 exons. The coding region runs from base 48 to 719 and encodes 223 amino acids. NCBI's taxonomy places the organism in Eukaryota, Viridiplantae, Streptophyta, Pinopsida, Cupressales, Cupressaceae. The record is from RefSeq and is a predicted model, not a curated record.
CAUCCCAAAGGCAUUCUUCAAAUUAUUUGCACUUUUGCGUGUAGAGAAUGGCAGAAGCCAAUGAAAACGGGAAUAGGAAGAUGAAAAAACGGAGCAGAUCAGGGAUGAGCAUGGAAAUGGAUGCAGCUCCAGCCGCAAAAGUAAAGCUCCCGCAGGACGAUCUUGAUCUCAACCUUUCAAGGGAAGUAAAGGAUAUUAUCAGUGCAAUUCAGCAAAUUCGUGAUAAAGCUCACAAGGAUGGCCAGAAGAAAACUCAGGAGAUCAUCAACGGUGUUUCAUCUGAAGUGAAGGCCGUGCUAGACGAGGCUAAGCUCAAAUAUGACAAAGAAAGGCAAAAUUUCAUCAAAGUUGCCACGAAGACUUGCAAAGAGUGUGAGAAUGCUCUGAAAGUUGAGUCCUCCAAGUUUCAGUCAGCAUAUGAGAAUUUCUGCAAGGAAAAAGCCUCCUUUUUGCAGGCUUACAAGGAGAUAUAUUCCAGAUUUGAAGAUGACAAGGAGAAGCUCCUUAUCCAGUACGAACAACAGAGAAAGAAAGAAAAGAACGGCCUUGUAGAUCUACAGAAACUUUGUUCUGACAAGAUUGCAGCAGCUGAGGAUGAUCUCAAAAAGCAAAAGCGGGAUGACAAGUCGUUCAGCAUUCUCCGCAAAUCUCUCGAUUCUUUUCUCGAAAGUGGCUCCGAUGAAGACGACGACUUAGAAGAUAAUCAUGGAUUCGACUAACGAACAACAACAAAUGUUAUUCAUUUUGAUGCGGUCCGUGAGCUUUAAAUGUGUUGACUGCUUCAAUAUGUGAGAUGGGUUAAACAGACAACGUGUCCGUCAUGCCACCACAUGAGAUUCUAUUCACGGGCUUGGCCAUCUUUCUUACUAAAAUAGAAAACAAUCUCAAAGCUAUGUUAUUUGAAUGCAAGCUGUUGCUUUACUUAACGUAUCAAAUCGUUUUGCUUAUCGAGACGUAAGCUGCAAUGUGUUUGUAUCUGUGAUCAUGGUUAAGUCGACAUAUUACUGGAAUA